CCAGCGGUGCGCGCUCGUCUCUCGUCGGGGAGGCUUCUGGUUGGGAAGUUUCUGUAAAGUGAGUCAACGCGGCGCGCUCCACCCCGCCCCCCCCCUCCCCACCAGAGACACACGUAAACACUCACACACACGCACACGCGCCGACCCAGCCCCGCCGCCUACCGGACCCAAUGCCGGGCGACAACUACACUUCGACCUCUUCGUCGCGGCCACCGCGGAUCUAAGUUUUGUUCCCGCCGGGGCUCGCCGGGGCUCGCCGGGGAUGGUUCGCGUCGCCCUGACGCGGCAUUUUCCUCGCUGGGAUUAACGCAGCGGAGGUGAAAAAUGAAAGUGACGGUGUGUUUCGGGAGGACCCGGGUGGUCGUCCCGUGCGGGGAUGGGAAUAUACAAGUCCACAACCUCAUCGACCAGGCGGCCAUGAGGUACAAGAAGGCGAUCGCAAAGGACCCCAGCUACUGGGUCCAAGUCCACAGGUUGGAACAUGGAGAUGGAGGCAUUUUGGACCUGGAUGACAUGCUGUGCGACGUGGUGGACGACAAAGAUAGGCUGGUUGCAGUAUAUGAAGAGCAGGAUCCUCACAAUGGGGGCGACGGUACCAGUGCCAGCUCCACCGGUACGCAGAGUCCAGAACCCUUCGCCACUGAAAUGAGUUCAGCAUUGGCCCCUCAGCCCCGCCAGCCCAACAGUGAGAUCGUGGUCACCCCGUCCGCUCUGCGAUCCAACAUGCCUCUCCACGUCCGACGCAGUAGUGAUCCCUCCCUGGCCGGCCUUCCUCCGGGCGAAGUCCUGGUCACUCCAGAGGAACCGUCCAGAAAGAACCCGAUGCGCUGGUCUACAACUGUUGGCCUCCAAAAGCACAAAUCCAAACCAAACACAAGCACCGGCAGCCUGGAACGGAAGGGGAGAGGACCCCAUGCCUAUCGCAGUCUUCCUCGUGACACCAAUGGCUGGACCUCUCAGUUCCAGAGAGAAUUGACUCGAUCGUCCUUGAGCGCCAAUCACCCAAUGGUGGACCAAUGGUUGGACCGACAGGAACAGGAGGAUGAGGAAGAAGAGCGAAGGAGACAUGAAAGGAGGAUUGAAAGGAUAGAGCCCGUAGGGAGGGCUGAUUCUUCAUUGGAACAUUCGCCCGCGUUCAGUUUAGAAGGGCUGCUCAAGCCGGUCGAGGUGUCCAACGGAGGAGGGCCCCUGGGGAUCCACGUAUUGCCUCUCAGUUCACAGGAUUCCAGGACCCAGGGCUUGCUCGUCAAGCGUCUGGAGCGCGGGGGGAAGGCCGAGCAGGAGCGCCUCUUCCAGGAGAACGACUGUAUCGUCUUAAUCAACCGGGAAGACAUUCGCCACCUGCGCUUCGAACAGGCGCAGAGCAUUUUCAAGAAGGCGAUGCGUGGCUCGGUCAUCCUCUUCCAUGUGGUCCCUGCAGCCCGGAAGAGGCAGUACGAGCUGCUGACGGCCCAGACCGAGCUCAGCCCGCCCCAGCAAAACAGAGUCCGCUUCAGCCAAGCCUCCAUGCAGUCGGGGGAUCGCUCCAGCCUAGUGGGGGGGGCGAUGCCCAGAUCUGGACCAACACCGGGCCUCAACCACAACUACCAGGGACCCCUGGCAGGAAGCACCCCCGAUCAGAGCCGACGGUACGCCACCUCACCCCACCACUUGGUCGCCCGGACCUCUUCAUCCACCUCCCCCUCCCUGCAGCGCAGGAUAAGCACAAACCAGACCACCAGCUCCUACUCGAAGAACAAAGGACGCAGAUUUAACAUCCAGCUGAAGAAAGGUCAAGAGGGUCUCGGGUUCAGCAUCACAUCCCGGGACGUACCUAUUGGUGGCAGUGCUCCUAUUUAUGUCAAAAACAUCCUCCCUCGAGGGGCCGCCAUCCAAGAUGGCCGAUUGAAAGCGGGGGACCGGCUGCUGGAGGUCAGUGGAGUGGACCUGAAUGGUCAAAGCCAGGAGGAGGUGGUGGCCCUGCUCCGAGCCACGCCCAUGGGUGGGACUGUGGACCUGUUGGUGAUCCGCUCCGAGGACUCACUGCUGCCCCGAGAAGUGCAUUCAGAAGAGGACGACAUGGUGUUGACCCCGGACGGCACACAAGAGUUCAUGACCUUUGAAAUCCCUCUGAGUGACUCUGGCUCGGCGGGCCUAGGGGUCAGCGUCAAGGGGAACCGCUCCAAGGAGAACCACGCCGACUUGGGCAUCUUUGUUAAAUCCAUUAUAAAUGGAGGUGCUGCUAGCAAGGAUGGACGUCUACGGGUCAACGACCAGCUCAUCGCAGUCAACGGGGAGUCGCUGCACGGGAUGACCAACCAGGACGCCAUGGAAACGCUGCGCACGUCCAUGUCCGUGGAGGGAAACAAGCGGGGGAUGAUUCAGCUCAUCGUGGCCCGGCACGUGUCUAAAAACAACGAGGAGGCCCCUGCAAGCCCUCCAGUUCUAGAGCAUCUCCGGAACUCUCUACUGGACAACCACGAGCGACACAUCUCCAACCCCGUUUAUCAAAUCAUAGAAGGCCUGGACACCAACCCCACGCCGCUGGCUAAUAUGAUCGGACGCAUGGGUAACCACCAGCUUUCCCCCACGGUGAACAUGCCUCAGGACGACGUAGUGAUGAUCGAAGACGAUACGCCGCCGCUGCUCCCUGCCCGACUCUCCGAUCAAUCGUCUUCCAGUUCCCACGAUGACAUGGGCUUCCUGGGCGAGGAGCCGGUGUCCUGGAUCCACGACUUGCCCAGUCAGGAUGAAUGCUCGCUCAGUCCAGACGCCAACCCUGACGGUUCGUUCCAGAGGGAGGGCUUCGCCCGUCAGAGCAUGUCUGAAAAACGCACCAAACAAUAUGAAAAUGCCGCUGAGCUGGAGAUCAUCAAGACGCGCAAGUCCAAGAGCAUGGAUCUGGGUGUCGCGGAACAAGUCCUCGGACCCUCGCUGGGCCUGAAAAAGUCCAGCUCCCUUGAAAGCCUCCAGACGGCCAUUGCCGAGGUGACGCUGAACAGCGAGAUCAACGUGAAGAGGGCGCGCUCGCGGAUCGCCAGGGGCCGCGGCUGCAAUGAGAGCUUCAGGGCUGCAAUCGACAAAUCAUACGAGAAACCUGUCGCCAGAGCGCCACAAGACGACAACAGCACUGAGAUAUUGGACGAGGAAACCGAGGAAAGCUCCAGAUCAGGUCGUGAAUCGAUGUCCGCCAGCGGCGAGCUGACAGCGGUACCCGGGUUAAAUGGCAACCCCUCCAAAGACGACAGGCACAGAGACUGGGACAAAGUCGGGGGGAAAGAGAAGAAGAAAACCGAGAGGAACAAAGAGAGGGAGAUGGACAAGAGCAAAGCCAAGAAAGGCGUGCUGAAGGGCCUGGGAGAGAUGUUCAGGUUUGGAAAGCACGGAAAGGAUGAGCGGCCAGGAGAGGGGAGUGAGAGGAAGGGCUCCAGUAAAUCUAGAGCUGAGGACAUGCAGGCGUCCGAGGAGGAGGCCAUUGGGAUGAGGCUGGAACAAGAGAGAAUACAUGCCAAGAUGCAGGAGUUUCGGGAGAAGCGAAAGGAGCGGGAAUACGCUGAGAUCCAAGACAUUGUCAGCGGGGCCUUCAGCUCAGAUGAGGAGCACACCUACGCCGGCAUUGGAUCAUUAGACUCCUCGGUGGAUAGCAGCAGCUUGGAGCCCUACAGCCCCCACUACCAUCUCCCCGAGAGUCUCCAGAGUCUUCCCCUUCCUUCGAGUCUACAGGAAAAGGGUCCCCCCCUGGAGGCCCUGUAUGCUCGAGUCAACAAGCCACGCAACGGACACCCUGCAGCUCCAGACAGCAGUCACAUGGCUCCCAGUAACCACGACCGGAUACAAGUACUGAGGAGCGAGUUCCAGCAGGCCAGGCAAGAGGAUGACGUAGGGGACCACGGGCGCACCCAGGUCCUCAACCAGUCCCGGGUGAGCAAUGGGAUGGAGUUGCCAAGCGGACGCCAUUCGGUGUCAGUUGAGACUCAGGCCCAAAAGCAGCAGCAAGAGGACACAGAUGGUUUACAACAAGCACAGAGACAGUACAACUCCCUGCCACGGCAACCUCGAAAGAAUCCCAGCAUAACAUCCCAGGACUCGUGGGACAAGGGAUAUAUGCCAGCGGAGGGAUUCCAGAUAUCCAGUGAGAACCCCCGCUACUCUGUCAGCCAUGGAUCACGCAACGGCUACCUGGCGACGUCCAGCUACAACGCGCGCGUCCUCUUGGAGACCCAGGAGCUGCUGAGGCAGGACCAGAAACGCCGAGAGCACGAGGCCAACAAGACCAGGCCGUCUCCUGGGCAGGAAGCCCCCAGCGGGGGGCCUACGUCCGAAUAUGCCGGGAACCACGCUCAGGCCCCAAGUUAUGCCCCGUUAAAGGCCGCACCUCAGUCCAAGGGCCCAUACAGACAGGACGUGCCCCCAUCGCCCUCUCAGCUCGCCAAGCUCAGCCGGCUCCACGGAUCAGAGAAACGGAGGCUUUUUUACUCCUGAUACCAGGACGAGACUUUUGUGAGAUUUGGACCGAUUCUAUAGACCAUUAACAGGGGAAUACAAAGAGGGAUAUAAGUCAUUAUGAGAUGCUGAGAUUCAAAGAUUUUUAUGGACAGAAUAUGUUAAUAUGUAAAACAAAAAAAAGAUAUUUUUUUUAUAUAAACCAUGAUGCUUUUUAUUAAAAAAUAAAUGAUUUUGAGAUGUUCUAAAUUGUGAUAAGCUUCGUGUAAAAGUGCCUUCUGGUCCGUUGAUGGCUCUUAGUCAGCAUCAACCCCCUUUGCUUUUUAUUCCCUUAGCUUUCAGCCGUCCAUGUGAUACAUUGACAGGGGCCAGUCGUCAAACACACCGGCAGGGAUCAGUCGGUACAGCGCUAAUGUGGAUGAGGCUUGUUUUUUAGUUUUUUUGCGUUUUGGGCAUGACUCCCCCCUCCUCUCUCUCGAUGACCCCUUUGGUUUCAGAUCCUAACCCUCAGCUUGUAUCCUCCCUCCCCCCCACACACACCCCUCCACCCCACCGCUGGUAUUCCAGAUGAUAAUCCUGAAUUCUCUCUUCUGUUGCUGAUUUAUUCAUUUCACACUGUCACCCUCACCACACGGCGAUGGCGAAGGAGGAAAACAGCUUGAGAUCUCCUUCAUCCCUGCUCUGUCCCGCCCACACCGGGAAUCCAGCAGUGUAAAUGGGGUCAGGUCUGGGUUAUUAAUGAGUGGACCUCAUUAAAAAUGAACGGGCGCCUUUGUGUGUGUCUGUUGUCGUGUGUGGUGAUAAAAGAAGCAGCGGCGACCUUGCCGGCGUUCCUCUGGCCCCGUCCUCGCCAAGAAUGAUUUGGCUGUAACCGAAGCCCGCUGGCCUCGAGGUGUCUGAGUUGUUCUCUGAAUAUUUCAUCAGUGUGGUUUCAUAGGAAACCACAUCAUCUCAGUUAGGACCACCUAUCCACCGGGCCCAUACCAUGGGGCUGAUUUUCUUUUCCUUUCUGAAUCAUUUCCUUUGGUAGGAACCUGCUGGAAAGUCUGUUUGUCGUUCAGUCAACAAUCACUGGAGCAUUUUCACUGUUUGUGUGUGAGAGUGUACAUAUAUGUGUAUGUACAGUAUGUUAGGGGAUGAUAUUAUCAUUCAAUAUGGGACUGCAGUGCUGCAUGCAAUAAUCUUUUACCCGCCACUAUUUCCAGAGGCCUGGGGGCACAACUAUGACCUGAAUCCAGGUUCAGAUAAAGUUCCUUUUCUAUCCCGCAUACAGUGGUUAGUAGGUUAAGAGUAGGAUCUGUAGAAUUAUCGCCGUUCAGGGGGCUUUGGGCCUCACAAGUACAUAAAAGAACAUGUUCCCGCACAUAAAAGGGAGUGUGAAAUACGGUACAGUAUGUUUAUUCGUCUAGAAAUGUUCCUGUGUGUCUGUGUGUAGGUGGACAUGUGUUUAAGUGUCUGUAAUCGCUGCCAGUAACCGGAUGCUCCAAUAUGUCUAUGAAUAUGUCUUGGCAGCCAUAUGAACCACUUGGCGGAUGAGUGGGAGAAAAGCAGAGGAGUAGGAGGCAGAGAAGAUGGGAUGCCUGACCUUGUAGAUGAUUCAGUCAAUGAAGUAAUCAAAACUAUUCCUCUGAGUCUGCAGUACAAACAUGAGAUUACCAACGAGGCUGUACUAACUUUGGCUGUCUCUUCUUCUUCUCUUAAUGUGUCUCCCUCAUCUGUCGCUUUCAAAUGUUUGUUUAUUGAUCAGAAUCUGACUGGGUUGUGUAUUUGUGCUUAAGGCGGGGUCCAACUCUGACACAGAAAUUGUUUUAACAGAUGUUUCCAUGUUUUAGUCCCCAUCAUGAGCUGAGGAGGGGUUCAAGUGCUUGCAAUAUCUAACACAUUUGUUUCUUAUCGUAUGUAUAUUAGAUAAUAUCCCAUAAUGCAUGUUUAUUAUUUCCUUUGUGUAAUAGUUGUUUGUGCAGCACCUCUGUGACACAUGGAGUCUUCCCAUAAAGCUACUAUUUGGGGUUUUCUUUUCUUUUUUUUGAUCCUGGGAGAAAUGAGAAAAUAUAUUGCUUUUGUUCAAUUGUGUUUUUAUGACCAUUCCUCAUUGUAUUUUAUUGUCACAAUAUGGUACCAUGGGUGGUACAAAUUACCUGUAUGUAAGAGCAGUGCAAUUUUCCUUCUUACAACAGUGUAUCAUUAAGAACCGCAUCUGCCAUUAUCUGUACAUACGAUAAAUUGAGGGUGGAUUCAAAGUCUUGUAAAAAAUUCCUUUGCUAAUGAUCUCUCUGCUUUUGACACACCAGUGAAAUAAGAUGCAUAAAGGAAAUAAAUGAUUUUUUCAAUUUC
Molecule: messenger RNA, 6756 nt
Organism: Gasterosteus aculeatus aculeatus (three-spined stickleback)
Lineage: Eukaryota; Metazoa; Chordata; Actinopteri; Perciformes; Gasterosteidae
Product: partitioning defective 3 homolog
Biological process (GO): microtubule cytoskeleton organization; cell adhesion; intracellular protein localization
Cellular component (GO): apical plasma membrane; cell cortex; adherens junction
Molecular function (GO): phosphatidylinositol binding; protein binding
Source: RefSeq, a predicted model, not a curated record